AUGCCAGACCCUACUCUUCUUAAGGCUGCCGGCUAUGGCUCCUUGAUUGUAUCCCUGAUGCACGCGGCCUCUGGAAGGAGGUUCCAGCGGAUUCGUGAAUUCCAGAACCUCCCAAGCGUCGCGUACACAUUUAGCAUGAGUGGAUGGUAUCAGGGCAGUGGCUACCUGAUCCUGGCUGGCCUGCUAAAUUUCCAGUGGGCGCAAAAUCCAGGUCUGUUAAAUCAGCCACUUGGCCGUGCUAUAGCUGCUUUACUCUCGGCCAUUGCUUGGGCAAGCUCUGGCUGGUACUUGUGGAGGGGCCUUAUAAGUAAUGGGGUGAUUAUAGCGGCUGCUGGUUUGUUUCAAGCAUGGGCGGCACUGCGGUAG
Aspergillus puulaauensis is the source of this 366-nucleotide messenger RNA. RefSeq lists its product as uncharacterized. The coding region runs from base 1 to 366 and encodes 121 amino acids. The record is from RefSeq and is a predicted model, not a curated record. The transcript is spliced from 3 exons. Lineage: Eukaryota; Fungi; Ascomycota; Eurotiomycetes; Eurotiales; Aspergillaceae.